AUGGCCUUGGAUUACCCCGUUUCAGUAUUUGUCGGAAUAGAUAUCGCUCCUUUAUUCCCCGAAGAUUAUCCGCCCAAUGUGCAUUGGAAAGAGAAAGUGGUAAAAGAAUUAAUAAGAGUAACUAAGCCUGGAGGUUAUAUCGAAAUUAUGGAUAUACAACGUAAAGAUAUAAAUCCGGGAAUAAUAUGCCAAAAGAUUGACGUUGGUAGUAAUGUUGGACAUCUUCGUAAGGCCGGAAUCAACACAACAUCCGGUCUAGAUGUAAUAGAAGCAUUUAACGAAUUUAAAAUAAAGUGA
This is a messenger RNA of Paraglomus brasilianum, 297 nucleotides long. Lineage: Eukaryota; Fungi; Glomeromycota; Glomeromycetes; Paraglomerales; Paraglomeraceae. The record is from the annotation of a GenBank genome assembly.